Molecule: messenger RNA, 8980 nt
Organism: Myripristis murdjan (pinecone soldierfish)
Lineage: Eukaryota; Metazoa; Chordata; Actinopteri; Holocentriformes; Holocentridae
Gene: mgab
Product: MAX dimerization protein MGA b
Exons: 22
Coding region: 1030-7764 (2244 amino acids)
Biological process (GO): positive regulation of DNA-templated transcription; cell fate specification; regulation of transcription by RNA polymerase II
Cellular component (GO): chromatin; nucleus
Molecular function (GO): DNA-binding transcription factor activity, RNA polymerase II-specific; protein dimerization activity; RNA polymerase II cis-regulatory region sequence-specific DNA binding
Source: RefSeq, a predicted model, not a curated record
UGUGUGUCCAGGGGGGAGAGAGAGAGCGAGCGAGAGAGAGAGAGCGAGAGAGAUAGAGAGAGUAUGUGGAUCAGUGGGGGUGAGAAUGUUGUGAUCGCAAAGGUGGAAGAAGUGAAGGGAAUCACGCGGAGAAAAGUCUCAAGUGUCCGGACUCAACUGAGAGAAUUACUGAUCGAGUUCGUGCUCGUGCAGACUUGGUGAGAGUUCUCUUACCGGCACGCGCUGCAGCUCGAGGUGGGAACAAACAGCAAGGAGAGAGAGAGGGAGAGAGAGAGAGAGCGAGACACAGUGAGAGAGAGAGAGAGAGCGAGAGAGAGAGAGAGAGAGAAAAUGCCCGGGAUGGACUCCCGCUUUCCUCGCGCUGGCCCGGGAAUCACGCGCCAUUGAAGGGAGCUGAUACUGUGCAUGCGCUUUGGGUCGGCUGCGUGCACGGUCGGUCGAUGUGAGCACUGGCGUGGCUUCGGCCUCCAUUUGCCAGUGUGUGUUUAUGCUCGAAGGAUUUCACCGAGGCCUUUCCACGGCCACGACGGCGCGCAACAGUUGGAGUUUGCGGUAAACAUUGUCAUUUUCUGCGUCCCGUGCGCGGCGAGGCGUUGAGCCGGCAUCGAGAGGUGAGGCGUCACUGAAACCCCCAACUUUUUCCAACUUGGUGAGUGGAGGCGCAGGGGGCCUUCUGCUCCUCCUGUCUCACGGUGUGGGGAACAAGCAGCUCUUGCCAGACAACUUGAAUUCCUCGCGUGGCUUUUGUUUUGCGAAUCAUGAGCAGUCCGUUUUGGGUGUGACUGGGCAUGUAUUUUCUAAAUUGUCAAGCGCGUUUGAUGCUCGCAUUCGCCAUAUCAACACCUCCGGUCUUCGCAUCAGUGUUGGUGUGACAGUGUGAUCAGUAACCAAGGGCACAGUGCAGGAUAAAGAGGAUACAGGUUACCCUUCUCGCAGCUCGCGGCGUGCACAAACAGGUAGCAAAUGACGUAGGACCACAAGAGUGAACAGUGAGAUCUGCUGUAGACCCUAGACUCCACAGUUUACAUCAUGGAGGACCCCCAUGUGGUGCCUGCACAGGAGGAUGAGGAGGACGGCUGCACUGCCGCCCCCUCUCAUACCUCUCCUCUCACGGUCACCACGGGAACUAGUUUCUCAAGUGAGAAUGUGAUGGAGAACCAAGCCGUCUCCAUGGCAAGUAAUCACUAUAGUCCAACUCUGUCCUCACCUGCUGAAGCUAGCCCAGCCAAGCCCGCUGCAACCUCACCUGCUACCACUAAAGAGAACAUUGAACCUGGCCAAACUACCUCAGAUAUUGCCUCUGCUUCAGACUCCCUAACAUGCGCAGGGACAAGCCUUGUUAACACAUCUACAGCAUCUGUCUUGCCAUCGUCGUCCCUGUCUCCGUGUGUUGCAUUUAGCAAUCCAGAGCUUGAGAAAAGCUUUCCCGCACAGCUAACCUUCAGAGGUGUCAGUGUCACGCUGGAGAACAACAGCGUGUGGAAGCAGUUUCACAGCCGUGGAACAGAGAUGAUUCUCACCAAACAGGGGCGCCGCAUGUUCCCUUACUGCCGCUAUCGCCUGAGUGGCUUAGAACCCACACGGCAAUACAACCUGGUCCUGUCCAUCGUCCCCGCUGACCAGUACAGGUACCGCUGGAGCUCGACCAGAUGGGAGGUCAGCGGACCAGCAGAAAACCAGACACAGGGUCUAAUCCGGGCUUUUCCGCAUCACUACUCACCCUGCCUGGGCUCAGAGUGGAUGAGCAAUCUGGUGUCCUUCUACAAGCUCAAAUUGACCAAUAACAUCUAUGACCAGGAAGGUCAUUUAAUAUUAUAUUCCAUGCACCGAUACAUUCCUAGACUCCAUGUGAUACCUGUCCCUGAUGGGGGCGGGCCCACACCUGACCAGCCUGUAGUUAAGGGACCAGAAAGCAUGACCUUUACCUUUCCACAAACUGAAUUUUUUGCUGUGACCACUUAUCAAAACAUUUGGAUCACCCAGCUAAAAAUUAAUCACAAUCCGUUUGCGAAGGGCUUCAGGGAGGACGGCCAAAACCACCGCCUACAGAGGCUCAAGACGGAGCCUGAAGCUGCAGGGAGGGCAGAUGCUCAGCCUUUAGCCUUGAAACCUUUUGGGUCCAGUAGCAGCAGUGAGGAGGUUGUGGAUCUCAGCACAAAGAAUUGUAGCAGCCCCGCUUCUCCCUUGGAUGAGCAGGACGCUAAGACCAAAGCCAAGCAGAAGACAGCAGCUAUUAUGAACGCACUCCUAACCACUUCCCCUGCCAGUAAUCAGAGGACAAAUGUGGACAGCGCAGAGAGAGCUCACCCACAUGCUGAGAUCGCACGAGGCGAUCAGGCCAGGUGUGGGCAUGUGCUUCUCCACAACCCCCCACCUGUUUUUCUCACGGAGGAAAAACGCUGCGUCAAUGUGACGCCUAAGGUCAAGCCAUAUGUCAAAAUAGCCCCUAAAUUGUCACCCGCUACUCCUGCCUCCUUGAAGUCUACCCCAGCCUUAUCACCGGGACGCCCCAAGAAAAGAAGGAGGAUUAACAGGCGUUGGGGGAACUCCCGGGGAAAGGAGGGGAAAGCCGAGGCUGCAUCCACUGUGACGGUCCAUAGCCCGUCAUUGACCGUCGCCAUGCAGCCAGAGGUUGACGAUGUAGAGGGCCUUGUCUUUGUGUCAUUCACCUCAAAGGAAGCUCUUGGGAUACAUGUUGGAGACCAGCAUGCCAGUAUGUCAUCACCAGUUACUCCAGUUUCUCCAGUUUCUCCAACCCCUCAGUCACAGUUAGUGCAGACUGUAACGAAGGUUCCAGAGACCGAGGAAGAGAAGAUCGCCCGCUUGCAGGCUGUCCUUCUGCAGGACCUCGCGGUUCUCAAACACAGACAAGUCAUUCAUCCUGUGCUGCAAGAGGUGGGCUUGAAGUUGACCUCUUUAGACCCGAUUCAAGCCAUCGACCUGCAGUAUCUUGGGGUUUGUCUGCCUCUCCCUGCCCCAGUCCGAGCAGGGCAAGCUGAUGCCACAGUCCUUUCUUGUGUUGAUGAGGGGUUACCCUUUAUCUCCCGAACAGGCAAGACCAGUGACAUGACAAAAAUAAAGGGAUGGAGAGACAAAUUCAUUAGGAGCAAAGAGACAUCUCUUAAAUGUGACGGACCACAAAAAGACCUGUCUGCUUUCUGUAGCGACAUGCUGGAUGAGUACCUGGAAAGUGAAGCUCAGAUUAUCAGUGAGCGUGCUGCUGCUUUCUCCUCCGGCCCUGAGAGCUCAGUGGCCUAUCGUCUGCCCACAAAGAGCUCCAGCUAUGUAAAGACCCUGGACAGCGCACUCAAGCACCGAAAUUCUGCAUGCAAAGUCCCAGCAGCUGUCAACAGACCCUGCCCUCUUUCCCACAAACCCCUCCUAUAUUCUGCCCUGGUGUCACCAGCUCCUCCCCUGACCCACCCGGCCUCUGUCAGAGCAGGACCGAUGCAGUCUGCCUUUCCACCAGCCAAACCCCGGCCUGCAGUCCCCAACAAGAGCCCUGUAGCGACACUCAGUGUAAAAACUACCUCUGGAUCUAAACUUACACUCGGAGCCAGCCCUGUUUUACAUAGAUCAGAAAAGCACCAGAAGCCAGGUACGAGCUGUGGGCAGAGCCAGGGCAUGACACACCACAGACCUACAGGAUUUUCCAAGCACCAGCUCAAACUGUGGGAGAUGGAGAAGGGAGCUGCCAACCAGGGCACCCACAAGACACAGCUGACCCCAGAGAGGCUAGCAGUGGCUCUGUCUGUACUGCUAACACCACAGAUGCAGCCCAGCCAACGUCUCAUGGUGCCCGAGUAUAAGAAGCCCACAAGCCCUGAAUGUGGCCAGGCCUUCUGCAGACUGGGCUGCGUUUGCUCCAGUCUCCAAAGUCCGAACAGAGGUCCACUCCACUGCCGGCGACCUGACUGCAUGUUUGGCUGCGCCUGCUUCAAACGCAAAAUCACAAAGCAGAAGACCCAGGACGAGACUGAGGACCAGAUUCAGCCCCAUUAUUCCGUGACUAACAUGGAACAUGAGGUCCAGCCUUGCCCAGGCUCCCAUUCUGAUAGACUGUGGGACCGAAGCACUACUCUCCUGGAUCCAGAGCCCCUCUUCACUCCAAAACCUGCAGCUCGCCUUCCCAGUCCAGUCACCCCUUCAAAUAAAAGUAGUGUCCCUCACAUUAUACAACAGAUGCGAGAGGAGGAUAAGGAUCCUGUGUAUAAAUACUUGGAGAGCUUUAUGACGUGCGCCCGUGUGAGAGAGUUCAACAGCAAACCCUCACCUGAAGUCACCCUGCAGUCCCAGAAACUUGCUUCUCUUAUCCCAAGCACCAUGAUAAGACCACAGAAGACUAUAAACAACAUGCUGAAAAAGACUCGCAGCCCUGCAGUGACUGUGAAAAAUGCAGCAGGGAAGGCUGCUGUGAAUCUCCAAUCUAAAGAAACGGAAACCAAAAUGCAGAUUGAAAUCCAGUCAGCAUGUCGAUGGGACAAGGACCGCAAAUUAGUCCUGUCAGAUUUAUUUAAACGUCUGAGACAGAAUCACCUGUCCCCACGCUUCAAUAUCGGACCGUACGCCAUCCGCCUGGUCUCCAAAAUCUACAUGCGAAAGUCCAACGUCGCCACCAUCACCUACAGGGUCCACAUUAGUAAGCCAAAGAAGAUCAGUGAUGAUGAUGACGAUGAUGGUGAUGAUGUUGAAUCAGAUGACUGCAAUGAGGAAGAAGAGACUGAUCACAGCUCCGAUGAGAACCAAGAGUUGGUGGAGGAUGACAGUCCAGCUGAGGAGCCUGAGGUUCAGGUUGGAGUCACGCCCUUCCUGAGCGGAGUCUUACCUGCUGGCAGACUGAGAGCCAGAAAAAGGCCCAGUGGCCGCCAAGCCAUGGGACUCAUACAGGUGAAUGGCAAAUCCUACACUCAGGCCAGACUCUUGCUGGGGAGCAUGGGAUCGCUUCAUCCGGCCAACCGUCUUGCAGCUCAUGUCACGGGCCGGCUACAAGCUGCACCCAAGGCACCUCUUAAAAACUCCAAGAGCAAAAUCCACACUCCUGGUAAUCGUCGCUGUAAAACUGCCGGCACAAUGCUCCCUCCUGUGGGAACUGCACUGAAAGCCACAGCUCAGAAGAGAAUAAACAAACCAUCAGGUCAACAAGUAAAUCCAGACAUCUUGAAAAAAGAACCUGGCACCUCCCCACACCCUUCACAAAAACCAUCUGCUAUGAGCACCUUCAUGACGUUUGUCACCGGCCAGCGUGGGUCUCUCACCUCCUUACAGAGCAGCUCAUCCCUUUCACCUGUCUCUCUUACCGUCUCCCCCUCGCUUAAAACUCCCAGUUUCCUGGGACAUAGUGGGACUUAUUCUUUCAGGAUCUGCCCUCCGGCCACCCCGGGCUCCAGAGGCUCUGGCCAGCACCUCCCAGGAGUUACCCUGCCAGGGGGCUUCACCCUCAUCGAGCUCCCAAAGCCUAAUGUUGACGGAGCUGUUGUGCAGUUAGCAGAAAAUGUAAAUACUACAAACAUGACCGGUACGGCAAAACCACCUCCACAAAAAGACGUUUCUUUGACUUUGCGCCACCUGGCAGCCAGUUCAAAUGUGGGCAGGCUUAUUUUGGCUUCCAACCGCACCCAUAGUGGAACCACGGACCUAUCACGUGACAGAUCAGUUGAACGUGACUCCUCACCUGAGUUGAUGUGUGAUGAGAAGAUGCCAUCAGAUGAAAGUGAUACUGCUAAUAAGUGUAAACUGAUGACACGGGCAGAGUCAGACCUGGAUACCGGCUCAGAGGACGUGUUUUCAGACUUCUCAGACUGCGCUGGAGACAGAGAUGAGGAGCCAGUGGACAUCGAGACAGUGGACGAAAACAAACUCACUAUCAGUGAAAUAAUGCCAGCUGCCAGCAGGUCUUUACUUGAGUCACAGUGUUCCAGUGAGGAUUCUGGAUCAGCAAGGGAAAGCAGAGUUAAGCCUCAAAGUGACAGUGGAGUGAGUGGAUCACACACCUCAAAGAGACGUACAAACCACAGGGUGCUAGAGAGGCUCAGGCGCUCCGAGCAGCGGUACCUCUUCAACAGACUGCAGCAUGUUCUCCGCAGUGACCCCAGAGCCCCCAAGCUACGCCUCCUUUCACUGGCUUUAAAUGAAAUCCGUACUCUGGUUGAGACCUCGAAAUGUCUGGAGGAGGAGAAGAGGAGGCUGGCUCAGAUGCAGUCUGUCUAUAUAAAGGAGCUUUCCCUUUUGUCUGGUAAACCAGCACAGCUGAUCAAGAUCAAGCUGAAAGAGAUCUACAAGAGGAAGAAAUUAAGAGAGAGUGGAAAUGGAAUGGUGCCUUUCUCUCCCUGUCAAAGACAGCAGCCCAAAGCCCCUGAGCCACAAACUACCGCACACAACACUGAGUCCCAGCCUACACCCCUGCCUCAGCCUGAGGUACCUGUGCCUCAUUCCCCAACCCCAGCCCAAGUCACUGCACAAGAGCCCAGGCUUAAGCUGCAGUCUCAACCUCAAAAUGUUUUAACUCCAGCCACUGCCAAAGUUAUUGCACUCCCAUCACAGGAAGAGGAUCAGCUUCAAGCACCUGCCGCCUCCGUCCAAGUCACUGAAGAUCAGUCCACGGCUGAGGACAGGCAUGAAGCGCUUGAAACCCCGCCCCAGGUCACUGCAUCCCAUUCCCAGAUGGAGGACCAAGCCUCCUCAGCACCAGCAACACUUCAGGUCACUGAAACCCAGGAUGGACUUCAGACACCCUUAUCUCCAACACAGGUCUUAUCACCCCAGUCAGACGCCCAUCCUCAGAGCUCUGUUUGCCCGCUCACUCUUCCUCUGAUUCGCUCUAAGACUGGCAGAAUCAUUCUUCCAUCAUGUUUGAAACCACUUGGGCAAGGAUUCUAUACAAUCACGCUCAUGGGAGCAAACCAGAAGGGCAAGAACAGUGACGUUAGCUCCUCACCACAAAUGCUGUCUUCUGACCUGGACUCCUCCAAAGAACAGGAGAGGAUUUCCUUUGAAUCAGAACAGCCGUCAGACAUCUCACAGAAAGCAAAAAAUCCAGGAAAUAGUCACACUGUGGAGAAGGUAAAGAAGUCUUCUCCCCUGGGCCACAAGACUGCAAAGCGUCGGGGUCUCAAGCGCCCCUCGGUUGAGCUUUCCCGCUUGAACAAAUCCAUCAUCUUGCCAACGGUGGCACUGCAGCCUUUGGAGACAAACCUGCAGGGAGACAGGAUGCUGGGUUUGAACAGAAACAUGACAACAGCCUGCUUGAGCUUUAACCCUUUGAGUCCAUCUACUGCACCUGAGCCUGCGCCUGAGACUGAGCCUGAGCCUAGCAGCUCUGUAGUCAGACGUCGCAGAGGUAGGCCUCGAAAGCAUCCAGUUACCCCUGACCAGCCGGGAAAAAACCCAGUAGAAGAGACCAAUGAUCCGGUAGAAGAAAGCAGUAGUCUGGUAGAAGAGACCAAGACGCAAGCUGAGGACAACCCAGUAAAUGUCCCUCAAGUACAAGACACCCCAGUGCCAGUCAAACGAGGCCGAGGGAGGCCUGUAAGGAAGAAGCGGGGAAAUUUGUCGAGCACUACAGCUGGCACCGCUUGUGGAAAGAAUAAUACUGUUCUUGUUAGCAGCAGUCCUGUGAUGCAAGUAGGCAGCAGUUCAGCCACAGCCAGUCAGCCAUUGCAGAGCCCUGUCAGACUUACCCGUAGUAUAAAAGCCCUAAUACUAAAUCCAAGAGCAGCCCUGCCACAGACAUCCACCUCGAAGAUAUCAGCUCAUCACGGCCUGUGACUCGAGGUGCUUUAGGAAAGGACUUCCCCAGUGCCAAGAAACGGUCCUGGAUAGAUAUAGAAAAGGAACUGGAACUGGAAUAGAGCUAAUUUCUUACUUCAGCAAUACAAGCUAAUGCACGUGAUCCUUGGAUCUCAGUAGUCUCACACUGAAACCUCAGGCCUCUCUUAGACAGCAGCAUCUAUCCUAGCAUUAGCCUCAUAAUCCCACUGACUCACUCAGCGGAGUUUCUCUCCAGAUCCAUGUUUGUUAUUAAAACCACAAGACACAUAAGUUAUUGAGAGAGCCACCACAUGUGCCUGUGUGUAAAUCCAAAGGACCUGAAACAGUCAUGCCAGUGGACAUAUGUAGCUCCAGGUCAAAGAGGACCCUUUUGUCCAACGGGAGAGAAAUGAGUUGUUGUUUUUUUGUUUUUUUCCCAAGCAUAAAGACUUUGAGAGAAAUAGUUAAUUGAAUUAUGAAUGUACAAAAGGAGACCUCAGCCCCAUAUUGGGAUGAAAAUCACUGUUUUGAUAGUAAUAAAUGUUCCCAACUAUCUUCUACAAAUAUGGGCUGCAUUUAGUUUUUCUUAUGUAACAAAUGUAGAUAUUUUGGUGGAUAUUUUGGAACUUAUUUUGGUGAUUUUUUUUUUCAGGCCAUUUAUCUUGAUUGAUCUGUCUCCAGCAAAAUAAAUGUGGGGAAAAACAGAUCACUUAUUUCCAGUAUAUUAAAAUAUGCUUUGUACUUGAGGUGAAAGAUCUAUUCCCUGAAGGACUUUGCUUGAGAAACACUGUAAAACACUGUAAAAUGUAAAUGAUAACCAGCUUUUAUUCUGCUGUUGUUUAAUGCAUCUCUUUGUAAUUCUUGUUUUUGCUGUUACUAAACCAGUGACUAUCAUUUGUAGUAGCACUUUAUAUCUUUGUUGGAUACUACCCAUAAUGUCUUGUUGAAUUUGCAGUGAGUCUUAACACAGAACCUUCCCAUUGGUAGCAUCGAGGAGUUUAGUGACAUGAUAUGCAGACAACUGUGAUAAUAUUAAAUUUGUUUUAAGCCUAAUGUGUCACAAGCAAUCAGAGUUAAGAAAAUGCAAUGUAAAAAAAACACUCUGUAUAUAUGUCCUUUUUAAUUGCAAUGCAUUUUCCUCAAGGAUCAUUUUGAAGGACUGGCUUUGUUUUUUUCAUGUGGAAUGGAAAAAUAUUGUGACCUUGAAAAUGAAUAAAACUGUGCAUUAAUCGUG